GAAAUCUUACUAAGUUGGAUAGAGCGCACGCCUGCAUAAGACAAGAACAACUUCAGCUUGCUUUUCCGCUUUCCUUUGCGCAGCACUUACGUUCUUUCGGUUUCGUUUGUCUUCGUGUGUGGCGCUUAAACUCGUCACUGCGACUGACCAUCCAACGCCAAGAAGUUUGUUCAUCACAGAAAGUACAAGCUCAUCUCCUCCUUUGCCAACAGGGGACUGAAGAGCAAAGAACGACGAGAAACCAUGAGGCCCGCCUUUAAACCGGUGCCCUCCCCGGGCAAGCAGUUGAAAAAGCCCGGCGAGAAACGCGCCGGGCCGUUGCCCGCGCACUCUCGGUUUGCGCGGACGAAGACGGUCCCGCCGAUGUCCACG
Messenger RNA from Amoebophrya sp. A120, 372 nucleotides. NCBI's taxonomy places the organism in Eukaryota, Dinophyceae, Syndiniales, Amoebophryaceae. The record is from the annotation of a GenBank genome assembly.